GACCUCGAGGGCUACAUCGCCAACUACACAGACCGAACUGCUAUCGACCGCCUCAUCCACAUCGCCAGCAUCUGUCCCUCAAUCGCGACGGAGGCCUUCCAGCUCUGUGUACAGCACAUCCAUCAAUCGCGCGACCCCACCUUGUACCAGGCACUCUUAACAGCGUACGAGCAGACGAGCAACGCGCUGGAUAUGCCCCUUCCGAACCCAUUGGACCUCGCACAGCUCGAUACAAAGUGGAUGGACGAGAUCAUCGCGAAAAAUCAAGCGGAGCGGACAAAGUUGGAAGUCGAACUAAAGACUUAUAGCAACAACAUGAUCAAGGAGAGCAUUAGGAUGGCCCAUCGCGAUUUGGGUGACUUUUAUAGGUCAACGGGGGACUAUGCCACUUCGCUGAAACAUUACACCAAGUCACGCGAGUUCUGCACUACCAGCCAGCAUGUCCUCGACAUGUGCCUUUCUAUACUCGAGGUACGAAGCGGAUUGUCUUUGCUGUGCAUCCAAAUUGUAUUACAUACAUACUCUCAUGAACGCGCGCGUUCGAGCUUCAAACAUCUUUGCGUGCAGAACGGGAUCACUCAGCACAAAAGGGAUACCUAUCAAUCCAAGCUAGACUUGGCGAGCGCACUGUCAUAUCUGGGGCAAGCGAACUACGAGAAGGCUGCACAGUGCUUUUUGAAGUUGAGCGCGGCGAAGGAUUUGGGGGAUUGGGCUGGCAAGCUUAUAGCCCCGGGCGAUAUCGCGAUCUUUGGCACCCUCUGCGCUCUCGCCAGCUUCUCUCGUUCGGCGAUCAAGAGCCGGGUCCUUGAGAACUCGAUCUUUGGGGCUUAUAUUGAGCAGGAGCCGUAUAUUCGGGAGUUGAUCGAAGCUUACAUGAACAGCAACUUCAAGACUGUUCUGGAGCUUUUGUCGCGGUACUCCACGCGUCACUACGUCGAUAUCCACCUCUGCCCGCAUGUACAUGACUUGACGAACCUCAUUCGGAACUGGGCCAUGGUGCUCUACUUCCAGCCCUUCGCCACCAUCAAGCUCGAGCGGAUGAGCGCUGCGUUUGGGUGGACCGUCGAGGAGGUCGAGCAGCAAGUCGUUGCAUUGAUACAGAGUGGGGCUAUACAAGCCCGGGUUGAUAGCCAGAACAAGGUGGGCUUGCAAGCUAAGAAGACAGAUUAUCGUGCGGAGCUUUUUGCACGUACGAUUAAAGCCGGGAAGAGUAUGCAGGCGACGAAUAGGAAGCUGCUUUUG
Messenger RNA from Laccaria bicolor S238N-H82, 1242 nucleotides. RefSeq lists its product as uncharacterized. Gene Ontology annotation, cellular component: COP9 signalosome. The record is from RefSeq and is a predicted model, not a curated record. The transcript has 8 exons. The annotation marks the transcript as partial. NCBI's taxonomy places the organism in Eukaryota, Fungi, Basidiomycota, Agaricomycetes, Agaricales, Hydnangiaceae.